CUCACACACAGCGAAAUUAGAAUUAUUUUUGUCAACAAACUGCAAUAUUUACAACCUCGCUGGCGUGUUUCCCAUCCAACCUAUUGGUAUAACUUUUAAGAUUUUAACAGAUUUGGACCAUCUGAUCUGUGCACCAUCGUAUUCAGUAUAUCCCUUUUCUCGGGCCCUUGGAUUGCGUUGGCUCUUUGACGAUGUCUUGCCUUCGUUCGGCCAGACGUCUGCUGCCCAUGCAGUGGCACUUUGCACGUUGUCAGUUCGCAGUGCAGAAUCCCUGCAUCACUAUGGUCUCCGAAAAUGCAUCUCCCUUGUGUCAGCACGCCAGUCCGUCUUGUUGGCGUCCGCGGUUCGCUGCCGUCAGCUUUCACACUUCCAUCCCGCAUCAUGAGAAAAGCCCGAAGAAAGAUAAAAAGAAUCCCAAGAAAGUGCAGUUCACUCCCGAAGAGCUGGAGGGUCUGGUGUCGUUGGAGGAAUACGAGGAUAGCCUGAAGAAUUUAAUCCAUGAAUUCCAAGAAACGCUACACAAACAAUUCUCUUUGAAAAUGACAUCCGCUUCCCUGGAAGGGAUUGAAGUGGAGUUCGGGGGUGAGCGACAUAAACUGACGGAGAUUGCGCAGAUAUCCUUAAAAAAUCCACAGAUGAUUAUGAUUAAUUUGUCCGCUACGCCUUCGUACGCCAAACCUGCGAUGUUGGCACUGGAAGAGGCCGGGAUGAAUUUCAGUCCGCAGAUGGAGGGCGAUAUGAUCUAUAUUCCCAUUCCCAAGGUUUCGAGGGAAUAUCGAGAAACUAUUGUGAAAAACGCAAGGGCAGCCAGUAAUAAAUUCAAAGAGCGUGUGCGGCGUGUACAGAACACUGUUGUGACGGACGUUAAAGGCAAAACUGGCCAUCCAGCUGAUCGCGUUCGCAGCGUUGUGCAAUUGUUGAUGGAGAAAGCCGAUGCCUGCAGCAAGGAAAUGGAUGCUAUUCUUAAAUCGAAAGAAAAGGAACUGCUUAAUGUGGAGAAAGAAUGAUUUUUUUAUCUCCUUCAGUAAUUCAUGCUUUUCUAUUUGCAUUUCAAAUUCUGCUGCGAUCUUACUAAGUGCUGGUGUUAGAAAUGGAAGUAUAUAAGUGCGGACUAACCUCAACUUUAAAUUUUAUAAUAUUUUACUUGUAAAAGAAAAUGAAUAUAGCAGAUAAUACACAGAAUAAUAUCCAG
This is a messenger RNA of Paramacrobiotus metropolitanus, 1192 nucleotides long. Its product is annotated as ribosome-recycling factor, mitochondrial-like. The transcript is spliced from 5 exons. The record is from RefSeq and is a predicted model, not a curated record. Gene Ontology annotation, biological process: translation. Gene Ontology annotation, cellular component: mitochondrion. Lineage: Eukaryota; Metazoa; Tardigrada; Eutardigrada; Parachela; Macrobiotidae. The coding region runs from base 192 to 1007 and encodes 271 amino acids. Gene Ontology annotation, molecular function: ribosomal large subunit binding.